UCUCUCUCUCUCUCUCUCUCUCUUAAGUACACUGCCUUUAGAUCUCUUUAACAUUUAAAGGGAUUGUUUGGGUGCCUUACUUGUGUCUUUUGGGUACCUCAUUCGGAGUAAGUACUUAGAUUGAGUGUCCAAGUAGCUAAGUCCAUUAUCUCAUUUGGGUACUUUAGAUUUCAGUGUCUGAUGACACAUGAUUUGAUUUGGGUUCCUUGAUUUACAAGUGCAAACAUGUUUUUGGCCCCAAGAACUGAUCUGGGUCUUCUUCAUUUUGGUCACUGAUGAAGAAAUCUUUCCAUGAUUUUGAGCCGAAGUGGUACAAAGGCCUCAUCUGGUUGGUAGACGCCAUUUAUACUUCCUUUCUGUAAGGUUACAUAUCUGCUGCUAGCGGCAUUUUGGUCAUUCUAGAAAACAUGGUUGCAGGCAAUGGGCUGCUUUUCCCUGUUCUUGGCUUUGCAUCCUGUAUUGCAUUCAUUUACAUGUCUGUGGGGGAUUUGAGGUUUCAUUUCCAGCAACCUAAGUAUGGGUUUGUGGAGAGGAAUGGGACCCAGUUCUUUUUAGAUGGGAAGGCUUUCUAUGUGAACGGUUGGAAUUCCUACUGGCUGAUGGACCAAGCUGUGGAGGAUUUCAGCAGGCCCAGGGUCAGGGCCAUGCUUCAAGCUGGUGAAAAGAUGGGUCUCUCUGUUUGUAGGACUUGGGGUUUCAAUGAUGGGGCGUACAAUGCUCUUCAGAUCUCACCCGGUCGAUUCGAUGAGCGUGUCUUCAAGGCGUUGGAUUGGGUUAUUGCGGAAGCACGGCAACAUGGCAUCAGGUUGAUUUUUAGCUUAGUCAAUAACUUGCAACAAUUUGGUGGGAAGACUCAGUAUGUCAAGUGGGCAUUGGAUGAGGGCAUUGGUUUGAGUUCUUCUAACGACUCGUUCUUCUUCGAUCCAUCCAUUCGCCAGCAUUUCAAGACUUACCUGAAGAAAGUAUUGACGAGGAAAAACAGUAUCACCGGCAUUGAGUACCGAAAUGACCCUACCAUCUUUGCAUGGGAGUUAAUUAAUGAACCCCGCUGUACAUCUGAUGCUUCAGGCGAUACUCUUCAAGAUUGGAUUGAAGAAAUGGCGGGAUUUGUAAAAUCAAUCGACAAAAACCAUCUAUUGACAGUUGGACUUGAAGGGUUUUAUGGCCCAACUAGCCCGGGGAAGUUGAGUGCGAACCCUGGAGAAUGGGCAAGUGCAGUCGGAACUGAUUUCAUUCGCAACAACAAAAUCUCAAGCAUUGAUUUCGCCUCUGUUCAUGUCUAUCCUGAUCACUGGAUUAUGGAUCAAGAACUCGAAGACCAACUUAGAUUCGUCUACAAAUGGGUGAAUUCUCACAUCGACGAUGGAGACAGAGAACUUGGAAAGCCUGUCUUGUUUGCAGAAUUCGGGCUGUCAAACAAAAACAAGAACUUCAAACCAUCUCAUCGUGAUACAUUUUACAGAUCUGUUUACGACAUAAUCUACAAGUCAGCGAGGAAACACAGAUCUGGGGCUGGGGCCUUUCCUUGGCAAUUCAUGGUUGGAGGUAUGGAAGAGUACAAUGACGAUAACGGUAUCAUCCCAUGGGAGAGGCCAUCCAUGUAUACACUCAUAACAGAACAGUCAUGUCGGUUGGCAGCGCUCCAACAUGGGCAAGAUCGGUCAAAGGGGAGCUCAGAAGAAGUAUGUUAAUGGGAUUUAUGUCUCCUCUUUUUUUCUUCUUUUUUUCUUUUCUUCUUCUUUAUUUUUUUUGUUUAAAUUCAAUUUCUCAUUCGAGCCUUCUUUGAUGGCUUGGAGUGUUUAAUUCUCUUUUGUCAUAUGAAUUUAUAUACUCAGAGAGAAAUGAAUGAUGUAAAAUGAAAGUAUUCAAUUCAUGCAUAUUGCUUAUGCAGGCCUCA
Magnolia sinica is the source of this 1897-nucleotide messenger RNA. RefSeq names its product mannan endo-1,4-beta-mannosidase 2-like. The record is from RefSeq and is a predicted model, not a curated record. The transcript has 5 exons. The coding region runs from base 408 to 1691 and encodes 427 amino acids. Lineage: Eukaryota; Viridiplantae; Streptophyta; Magnoliopsida; Magnoliales; Magnoliaceae. Gene Ontology annotation, molecular function: hydrolase activity, hydrolyzing O-glycosyl compounds.